Messenger RNA from Thunnus maccoyii (southern bluefin tuna), 7572 nucleotides. RefSeq names its product F-box protein 8 (gene fbxo8). The transcript is spliced from 8 exons. Bases 321 to 1283 code for a protein of 320 amino acids. Gene Ontology annotation, biological process: regulation of ARF protein signal transduction. Gene Ontology annotation, molecular function: protein binding; guanyl-nucleotide exchange factor activity. The record is from RefSeq and is a predicted model, not a curated record. NCBI's taxonomy places the organism in Eukaryota, Metazoa, Chordata, Actinopteri, Scombriformes, Scombridae.
UGGAAAAUAAAUGCGUUUGACUUAUGUGAAAUUCAAAUAUUAUUCGCAGUGCAGGCUGUGUGUCUUCGAUGACAAAUGUAUUAUUAUUAUGACAGAGGAGAGGAAGGGGAGGGGCAGAGGUGACAGGAGGAGGAGGAGGAGGGUAAAAACAUAUGAUAAUAGAGUUAACUGCGGUAUGAAAGACUCUUCCUGAACCGCUUCGGCUUUUAUUUGUACCUAGCUAAAUGAAAUGACACCCGAACACGUUUGAUAGCGGGGCGACUGCAUUCCCAGCUGUCCUUGUGUGCUGGUCGGGGUGUCAGAGGAAUCACUAAACUCAGAUGGGUCAGGCACUGUGGAGGCUGCCUCCCAGACAACAGCAGCAGCUUCAGGAAGAGCUAGCCGACCGACUGGCUGAUCGUGGAGGAGGAAGACGAGAGCCAGGGAGAGAUGGAGGCACACAGAGAAGAGCUCCUCAGCACUGUUACGGCCCUGACAUCUAUCAUCUGCUGAGAACACGCAGGGGAGGUAAAGAGCAGCAUGGUUUUAUAGAUUUGGAGAUGUUGCCACCAGAGUUAGGCAUCACCAUCCUGUCGUACCUGAAUGCUACAGAUCUGUGCCUGGCCGGCUGUGUGUGGCAGGACCUGGGAAAUGAUGAAUAUCUAUGGCAGGGGCUGUGUAAGUCCACAUGGGGUCACUGCUCCAUCUACAACAGAAGACUACCUGCUGGUUUCUCAUAUAGAAGACUAUAUCUGCAACUAGAUGAAGGCUGCCUGACAUUCAAUGCAAACCCACAGGAGGGUAUGAGUUAUUUCAUGUCUAAAGGCAUACUAGUGGAUCAUCCCACUGAACUGGCUAAGUUCAUCUUCUACACCAGACGGCUCAACUGGAAGAUGCUGAGGAUUUACCUGGACGAGAGGCGGGAUGUCUUGGACGAGUUGGUGACCCUCCAUAACUUCAGUAACCAGUUCCUCCCCAAUGCUCUGCGGGAUUUCUUCAGACAUAUCCAUGCACCAGAGGAGAGGGGAGAAUAUCUGGAAACACUCAUCACCAAGUUCAGCCACAGAUUUUGUACCUGCAACCCUGGUCUUGUCCGAGAUCUGGGCCUCAGUCCAGAUGCUGUGUAUGUGCUGUGCUACAGUCUGAUCCUGCUGUCCAUUGAUCUGACCAGCCCUCACGUCAAAAACAAAAUGUCCAAGAGGGAGUUUAUCAGGAACACUCGCCGAGCAGCCCAUAAUGUCUCCGAUGACUUUGUUGGCCAUCUCUAUGACAACAUAUACCUGAUUGGCCACGUGGCUGCGUAGCUCCACCUACCAGCUGGCCAACAGAAAUCCUCACACUGCACUGAAAAAUAGGAAUUGGUGAUUGGGUUCCUAUAUGUGUCUGGAAAUUACGGAACAUUAUGGAAAUGGAUGUUAACACUUUUAACGUCCUUCGAGGAAUAUAACAACAAAUAAAAUCUUACUAGAAAGAUUAAAAACAAAUACAAUUCACCACUGCACUGUGAGACAGACUGUGCCACCAAAUAUUAGGAAUGUUGUUAGAUUUCAAUCAAAUGUGUGAAACAUUUGAAAUGUCUUUAAAACCAAGCCACUGCAAAGAAGGAGGUUUUCAAGUGGAACCAUGAAGACAUGCUCUGAUACUGCACUGAUGGAUGGGGACUACUGAUUGGUGGUGGGAUGAGGAGGAGAUAUGCCCUCAGUCUGGCACAGACGCUGGGCAGAUGAUUAGUCAUGCUGACUUUCAUUUCGGACACUAGCUGCUUCACGAUCACCAGUUGUAUAAAAACUGGCCCAUUCUUGUAGGAUGUUAAUACUAGGCUAACAAAAGAUCGAUCACUAAUAUUACUAGUAGCACUUGCCAGUGUAACCAAGCUAAGCCAGAGUUAUUCAGCAGUCAGUUGAGCUUGAUACAUUGUCCAGUGGCAACAACCAGAAUGUCCAAGUGUCAAGAUUCACCUAGACCUGCAUAUCUGUGGCUCAGACACGAAAGUUUUUUUUAUUUAUUUAUUUUUUUUUAUUCAUUUAAGGAGUAAAAUGAACAAGACAACAACACAUUGUCUCCAGUGGCACACUGUGAAAUAUUAUAACACACAUGUCAAUUCUAAAAACUGCAUAAAUUGCUUCUGGUUGUUUGGUUAUGAAAUCAAUUUGACGAUCACCCAGAUUAAAGCCAAGUUAAAUAUCCCAAGUAGUAUCGUCGAUGUUGUAAGAACCAACUAGCUAAAUAUAACUUAAGCUUUUUUCUACACCAUGAUUUAAAUUGAAUGUACUAAAACUUAUUGUUACAUGUGACAUUAAGGAAAUCUCUAAUCACACUGCUUCAAAAGUGACAUGCUCCUUGUGCUGCAGGUAGAGCGGCAUCUUUAUACUGCAAUACUGCUUUACAAUGAAAAUGGUAAACAGAAAGUAGUAUUUGGGAAGUCAGAGUUUGGUGAUGGAUCUGAAUCUACUUCUGGCUUGAUUCUUGUAGUCAAGUGUAGGGAAAGAUCGUGUGAAGUGAAAAAAUGUAGGAUUUUCAUCAAGUCAUUCUGUGAUUUUUUUUGUGAGGGGGGGGGGGGGCUCUUGAGAUAUAAUGGAAGGACAAAACCACUGCCUGAAUUUUAAGUAUGUAGUUGAUAGUGCAGUAUGUUAAGAUCAUGAAGUUCUUGUGUGUGAAAAAUCAUACUGUUAUUAUUGUUUUUUUACCUGCUGCCAUUGGUGCACAUACCACAGGUUUACCUUAAAUCCCAGCUUUUGUUUUUAAAAAUCUCUGAAAAGCAGCCCACAGAAACUUAACUAUUUCUGCCAUGAUAUAAUCAGUGAAGCACCUGAAGUAUCUGAAAGCCACACUUGAGUAAAAGUACGGUACAGAUAUCUUAUCAGAAAAUGGCUUUGGUAGAAGUCACCUACUAGAAUAUUAUUUGAAUAAAAGUCUUAAAAUAUAUUAACUUUACUUAAGUAUCAAAAGUAAUUUUCUUAAAUGUACUUAAGUAUUGAAAGUAAAAGUAGAGUAAAUGCUGUUAAUAAAAAAGCAAGCAGUCAGAAAUUUGAGAAUUAUGAAGUUUUAUUCUUUCAAGUAUGUACAGUACCUUUAAAAAUGAAACCUACAUCACACUAAAAGAAAAAACAAGGUCUUCAAACCUUAAAGAUUGUAGAGAACAAAGUCCAGUUUUUCCUUCCCUCCUAUUCCUUCAAUCAACCCCCCCUCCCUCCUUCCUCUCUUCCUUCCCUACAGUAACAACGCAGUAAUUACUUGAAACUGAUAAAUUUGCUGUUCAUCUUCAAAAGAAGUUGUUUUUCGAAAUUGCGAGAAUUUGGUCUCGCUCUUCUUGGGCUGAAGACAAGUCCUGCAAUGCUAAAUAGCCUUUCACAGGCCGCUGAGGCAGGUAGAGGCUUGUUCAGCUUCACAGACAGCUUGCACACAGCUGGGAAGGAUUUCAGCAAGUCCAUGUGAUCUGCUGAAUAGGCCAAGUAUCUGUCCAAUUGUUUGUAGUCGUCUUGUGCUUGAGACAACUGCAGGGCAAAGAAGAAGUCAUCAGAAGAUAAACUGGACCUGGUGGCAUCACCUAGCUGUAGGGAGGGUUCUUUUAUGUGCUGCUUGAUGGAGUCCAUUCCAGAAAUAUUGUGAGGAUGAAAAGAUAAAUGGUAGGAUUAAUACAACUGUAUAACAUGUCAUGGCCCCAACCUAAGGUUUCGUGCUAAAUAGUUUGUUUUAAUUUGAGAUUUAUAAAUUUAGUUUGUAAAUUUAGUACAAAAUUUACACCCAUAUACUUGUUUUUCACUGUCCCCAUGUGGUCUUACCCAUUCUGAUUGUGGCAUCAUCCUUUGUCCAAGUUGUUUGGAAUUUUGGAAGAAGAAUCGUAGCUGAGAUCAACUCAGUGUCUUCUGACAUGGACGAAAAUUCUUUAUUCCCACCUUUAGAGCAUCCAUCAGAGGUUUUCAGUUCUUCAAUGGCAAUUUGAUUUGGUCAAGUUUGACUGUCAGCAGGUUGAUUGUUGAAAGUAGCCACCCCAUGUGGGCAUUUGCUUUUGCUUGCAAGAUGUUGGUUGCCUUGGCGACUGGGCUCACAGCAGUGGCAUACUCUGAAGAAUGCGAGUUCAGCUGUUUUAAAGCUGUAAUGGAAACAAAGACGACAACACUGUUUUAUAACACUUUAUAACCAUUUCAUCAGAUUCAACAAAAAAUGCUGGAUGAGUAAUUAACUAAAAUGGACCAAUGAUAAGUAGAAUUUUGGAUACAAUGUGAAAUAGUUAUUAGAGUUCAAGAAAGGGUGGGGAAACACAUUGACAGUUCUAGAGACAUUCAAUUGUCAAAUUGUUCAAUUAUGAUGAAGUGAUAAAAUACACAUAAUUCUUACUUGUACUGGAACCUUUAAGUCUGUGCAUAUGACUCUGAUGCCCCCCUCUCCCUUGUCUUUGAUUAUCCUCAGCAGUCUUUCCACUGCCAGGAACAAGAGUUCCACCUGGUAGCAUUCAGGCGCAGCAGCUGGAGGGAGCAAGCAUCUUUAACAGUUUUAGCUGCAAGUGUGGAUCUUCCACAUUUGUUCCAAAGUGCAUUACACUUGCCAAAUGUUGAACGGUGCACUUUCUGGUACGCCUCAUUGGAUGUUGCUUUCCCGGUAUCAACUAUUAGGUUGAGUAGGUGACAAGCACAGUGCUGGUGUUUUGGGAGCUGGAACUUGAAACCAUCAUCUUCAUUCAGAAGCACUGACACAUCAACAAUCUCCACUUCUUCACCCCUCUCUUGAUCCUCUUCAUCCUCUCCUGGUUGAGAUGCAUCACCAUCACUUCUGAUUGCAUUGUUGUUCUCAUCUUCACCAAAAACUUGGAAAGCUUUUAUGAAGUUUGGGCCAUUGUCUAUUGUAGUUCUCAGAAUCUUCCCCCAAAUUUCAAACUCAGAAUGGAUGUCAUUCAGGGUGCUUGCCAACACAUCAAAUGUGUGCAAACCUCUUAGUUGUUUACAGGCUAUUGGCUGCUGAGCAUCUUUUGAGACUGUCAGGGUCAAUCCAAUAGGCAGAAAUACCAAUGAAAGCCUGACUUCUGACAGACCAGCAGUCGGUGGUGGUGGCAAUAUGGUCAAAGCCCCUCAUGGCCUGAGUCACCAUUUUCUUCAUUCCCUUGGAGGCUUCAUCAGUCAUUGAGUACAGGGUCAGCAUUGACAUAAUUUUUGCAUUGGGCAGCAGUUCCUUUACAAAAUCUCUAAAUGGUUCUUGUUCACCAACACAGAACGGCUGGAGCCCUCGGACUACAUACUUCACGGCAGCUUUGUCAAUGGACCUCUGAGAAACAGUCCUGGUGUUCACUAAUGAGGUCUUCCUGCCGGUGAAGGGAGUCUCCCUUUUUCUCUUUGUUGAUGUGAGCUCUCCAUAUUUUUUAAGGUGGUGUACAUGCUUUCUCUGAAACAGUGAGAGAAAGACCUUUUCUAAGCAUAACAACUUUAGCUACAGGAUUUAAAAGCUACUCAACAACACUAACAGUCAAUGACCAUUAUUUAACAUACUACCUUUACCAAAUCUGCAAAUAGCGAUGUGCAUCAACUAGCCCUACUUUGUGCCACUGAUGUAAUCAUCGUUUCAUUUUUUAAAUGUAUUAACUUUGAUUAAUAAUGUAAGCCUACAUUCGAGUCACAGAUAUAGCCCAAUAGCCUAUAACCACUGAAUUUUGACAGAAUUAAUUCAAAGUAAAACUCAAGAGGGGAGAGUUUAACAAAAUGUAUGACGCUCUUGAAGAUGUGCAUAAUCCUGAACAUUUCUGUAACCCGCCACAACCACAAAUAUUUCCUCCACUGGUGUAAAAUAGAAGUUACCUGAGGAAAUAUUUUGCCGGCAGGUUAUACCAGUAAGAGUGUUUCAGAAUUAUGGACAUGUCUUCAGGAGUUUUGCGUUGAAUUAAUUCCGAUAAAAUUCAGUGGUAAACGCUAUAUCUGUGAUUCGAAUGUAAUGAGCAACAUUGGCUAGCUAUCACGUUAGCCAGAUAUCUGAUCAGCCUUGAUGCUAAUUAUGAUAACUAAAUAACAUUAAAAGGAUUAACAUUCACAGGGUUAAUCUUAAUUACCCUCAAUGUCUUUCUUGAGGUUGGACGGGGAGUUUUUAAAAGCCAGUAUUUCCGUAUUUUUGGGUAAGCAUAAGAGGCACUUCAUACGGUACAAAGAGUCUUUCACUCCAACAUGAGAAAACAUUUCUCGCAAAUAUGUCACCAUUGUUGUUAGUUGCCAGAGUAGCAGGUGCCGUCCCUAUUUCUUCUACUUCCAUCAUGAAAUCUCAUCGUCAAGUGGAAUUCUACUCAAGUGGAAUUCAAAUGUGCAAUCUAGGACCACUGAUUCUACAAAACUGCUUGCUUGCAGUCAGUGUUCCAACAUCAUUAGGCUACCAUAUUUCUUUCAAUUUUAUUUUGUAGUAAUGAAAUAACAAAGAUGCUUGGGGAAAUGUAUCCUUGUAAAAGUAUACAUUUUAUUUAGGAAAUAUAGUCGAGUAAAAGAAAGUUGACAAAUAUAAAACUCAAGUAAAGCAUAGAUACUCCCAAAAAAUACUUAAGUACUGUAACAAAGUAUUAUUACUUUGUUACAUUACACCACUGGAUAUAAUAGUACAGUACAUCUCUUGAAUUAGACAUGUAGUUUUAUAAUGACCUUAUCACAGUAAGACCACUGCCGCUGUAAUCCUGUCAAAAAGUAGCUCUAUUUUGCCAGAAAAUUAAUAUGAAAAGAACAUGCGUGAAGAACAUGAACGUGUAUCUCACAAUACAAGUUACAUUAUGCCUUUUAACUACUAUUCAUGCAAGCAAUCAGCCCAAAGUCAUGGAAACACCAUAAUUAUCAGCGUAGUAAAGUGAUUGGUAGAAUAUAUAUGUAAUUUAAAAUGAUGGAUUACAUUUGUCAGUGCAGGAAUAUGUGUCUGAGGCGUUUUUGAUGGAUUGUAGAGACAGUGGAAGCCAAUUACCGCUGGAGGGCAACAGGAAAGUAGAAAAAUGUGGCUACUCACCAGAAAAAAACAAAACAAAAGAUUAUUAAACUGGUAUAAAAAAAAACAACAACCCAACAACAAAAACACUUGGAUGGCUCAAAUGGAUGACAGAUUUGAAGCUGUUGCUUUUAAAAAGCACAUAAAUCUGAAUGGAGCAUGAUUGUCAUUCUGUGCUUGUAGCUUUUACUGAGUCCCAGCAGCUAGCAUGUAGCCGUGGCUAACAGUGAAGUAUCACAUUGAUCACUGAAUGUAACCAUAGCAACAGACAGGAUGACACAAUGAAGGACUUUUGUAUUUAAACCUUUUAUAUCAUAAAUCAGUUAGCCAGUUAGGUAUAGUCGCAAUACCAAACAACUUUUAUUUAUUUUUUAAAUUUUAUUUUAUCAGUCAUUUCUGUAUGAAUAGCCUCUUGGUUAGAUUGCACUGUAAAUCCAGCCGUGGCUGAACUCACAUUCAUUUUGUUUGAAGAUCCAAUAUUGUUACUUUAUCACACUGAUUUAGAGCUGUAAUGUCAUUGUUUUCUUUAAAUUAUGAAGGAAAUCCAUUUCCUGAUGUGUGUUUUUUCCCUUUCUGGUUAAGACUUUGUGACUUUCAAAAUGUAUUGAGAAAUUGUUGCAAAUAUUUGACUUAUUAAAUCUGGGCUUGAUUUUA